This is a messenger RNA of Chironomus riparius, 2426 nucleotides long. The record is from the annotation of a GenBank genome assembly. NCBI's taxonomy places the organism in Eukaryota, Metazoa, Arthropoda, Insecta, Diptera, Chironomidae.
UAAAUGUGAAUUGAUUUACUUUUUCCAAUGAUACUAUAAAUAAAUUGCUUAUAGUAUGAGUGAGUACAGUAUCUGGGGUCGUAUAUGUUUACAAACCGAUCAACACGGUAUAUCGGAUGGAAGAAAAAAAAGCAUGUUUUUCAUGUGAGAAGUAUACUUACUAGUGGUUUUUAAACAAUUUUUGCUAAAUAAAGUUUAUAAGAGUGUAGAAUUUAAGCACUCAAAAUAUCAGUCUCGUGAUUUUGCUCUACAUUAAGUGGAACUUUAAAAAGCUUGGUGCAUAGCGUAAGUUCACUUAUUGUGCGUUUGGUGCUUGAACAACGUUGACGAUCUGAAAUUCGUGUCUAGCUAAUAAAUAAUAAAAUAUAUUUGCAAACUUAUAUUAAGGAUAGAAAAAUAAAUUAAAGUGAAAAAAAGAUGAAGACCGUCGCUACAUUAUUAUUUGUAGCAUGCGCCGUUGUGGCAGUCAUGUCAGCACCUGAUUGCCCACCAGAAGGUCAUGCUUAUGCUUAUGAGGCUCCAGCUCCAGUUGCUGCCAAAUUUGUCGCACAACCAAGUGUUGCUUAUGGAUAUGGAGAUUCAUACGGAUAUGCCAAGACUAUUUCAGCACCACCAGUAGUAACAAAAGCUGUUCUUCCUUCAGUAAGCUAUGCAGCUCCAUACAAUUAUGCUGCUGCCGUUCCAAGUGUCUCAUAUGCCGCUCCAGCUUACGCAAAAUCAGUUUCUUAUGGUGCUGCUGUUCCAAGUGUCUCAUAUGCCGCCCCAGCUUACACAAAAGCAGUUUCUUAUGGUGCUGCAGUCCCAAGUGUCUCAUAUGCCGCCCCAGCUUACACAAAAUCAGUUUCUUAUGGUGCUGCCGUCCCAAGUGUCUCAUAUGCCGCCCCAGCUUACGCAAAAGCAAUUUCCUAUGGUGCUGCCGUCCCAAGUGUCUCAUAUGCUGCCCCAGCUUACGCAAAAGCAGUUUCCUAUGCUGCUCCAGCUUACACAGCCACAAAAAUCGUUUCACCAGCAGUGUCAUAUGCUGCCCCAAGUGUUUCAUAUGCAGCUCAAGGCUAUGCAGCCCCAGCUUACAGCAAAGCCAUCUCAUAUGCUCCAUCAGUUUCUUAUGCAGCUCCAGCUGUCUCUAAAGUAGUCGCUCCAGUCGCUUACAGCCCAGCAGUGUCAUAUGCUGCCCCAAGUGUUUCAUAUGCAGCUCAAGGAUACGCAGCCCCAGCUUAUGGUAAAACUAUCUCAUAUGCCGCACCAAGUUACGGACAAGCUUACUCUAAAGUGGUCGCUCCAGUCGCUUAUAGCCCAUCAGUUUCUUAUGCUGCACCAAACUACGGACAAGCUUAUUCAAAAGUAGUCGCUCCAGUCUCAUACAGCCCAUCAGUUUCUUAUGCUGCACCAAGCUACGGACAAGCCAUCGCUAAAGUAGUAGCUCCAGUCUCAUACAGCCCUUCAGUAUCUUAUGCUGCACCAAACUACGGACAAGCUUACUCAAAAGUAGUCGCUCCAGUCUCAUACAGCCCAUCAGUUUCUUAUGCUGCACCAAGUUACGGACAAGCCAUCGCUAAAGUAGUAGCUCCAGUCGCUUAUAGCCCAUCAGUUUCUUAUGCUGCCCCAGCUCAAGCUGUUUCAUACGGACAUGGAGGUUAUGUAUCACAAGCUGCUUACGCACCCGUACCUUAUGCUGCCGGUUAUGGAAGUUUCGGAGUUGCUGCACCAGCCCACACAAUCGUAAAAGCAGCACCAGCAGUCCUCAGUUCAGUAAUUGCUAAGCAACAUAAUUUAUAUGAUGAUCAUGGAGUUUAUGCCAACUCAUAUGCCAAAUACGCAUUCGAAUAUGGAGUUAAUGAUCCAACAACCGGUGACAUCAAGCAUCAAAAAGAAGAACGUGAUGGAGAUAUCGUACGUGGUCAAUACUCACUUGUCGAGCCUGAUGGUAAUGUAAGAACAGUUGAUUACUACUCAGACGAAUGGGGUUUCCAUGCUGAUGUCAAGAACUCAAAAGACAGAGUCCAUGCUUAAAUGUAAUUUUGUAUAAAAACAACAACAAAAAGUUUUUGAGACAACACCAAAAUGUUAUUUAAAUUCUAUAUCUCACCCAACCCAACCCUACCCACUCCUCGAACCGAAACUGAAAACCCUUUUUGAGGCAAACAACUUGAAUUUUCAUUAGAUUAUUAAGAUCAAUCAUCACAAUUAUAAAUAUGAUAUAUAUUUCUCAUGUUACCUUCAACAAAAUGCUCCACUUUAUUCAUCUACCUUCUAUUUUUUUUGUAUGUAAAAUUUCUUUGUGAUACAAGAAGUGUGUUAAAUGUAUGUAAAAAAAAAUAUGAACGAGGAAAGAAAAACAAAAAUGUAAUUUAAUUGAUCUUGGAAGAAGAAAUUAAGAUAAAAUUUUUUCUACUAUUUCCUUAAAACGAAAAAUAAAAAAAUACGAC